Ooceraea biroi (clonal raider ant) is the source of this 1057-nucleotide messenger RNA. RefSeq names its product zinc finger Ran-binding domain-containing protein 2. The record is from RefSeq and is a predicted model, not a curated record. NCBI's taxonomy places the organism in Eukaryota, Metazoa, Arthropoda, Insecta, Hymenoptera, Formicidae.
UUGGUAAUUGGUCCGGUCCCGCUGUCUAUUUCUAACCUGUAACCAAAGUUAAGUAAAUUUGUGUGUUUAUUCGAUAGAUAUGUUAAAUAAAAUUAAUAGAUCAUUAUGAUAGGAAAGAGUAUAUUGUUUUAAAUUAUGGCAAGAUACUCCAGUGAAUCGGACUCUGAUCAUAGUAGUAGAUAUCGAAGAAGACGAAAUCGAAAGUCAAGAUCCAGUAGCUCGGACAGCAGCGACUCUUCGUCGCAUCGGAGACGUUCGUCUAAGCACUCGAGGGCUAAGCGCAGACAUCGCUCGCAUUCAAGGAGCAGAGGAAGAGACCGGAACUCGAAGAAUCAUAGAGGAUUGAGGAGCAGCCAUUCGAGGGAUCGCGAUAAGAGGCGUUAUCAUUCAAGCGCGGGCAGAUCAUACUCCUCCGAUCGCACGAAGAAGAAAGGCAGGUCUGCUUCGAGAGAAAAGUCGCGCAGCCCUUCCAGCAGUUCACAAUCGAACCAACCGAAAACUAACAUUGAGCGAAACCAAGUUACGAUAGUAAAGGACGAUUUUCCAAUUGAGCCACGCUUCAAGGAUGGCAUACUUGACGAGAUAAAUGCCGAAGGUUUCACUCCUAAACAGUUCAGCAGUUCGGCUUCCACUAAGGAGAGCAAGUUCAAGAAUAUCGUUAUAGAUAUCAGUUCGGACACUAUACAGUUGCCACCAGUGCCUAACGUUCCCAGUGGACCAGAAAGCAUAUUUCACACCUCGAUCAUGGUGGACCAAGAAGCAAGAUUCGAUAAAUGGGUGAAGAAGCUCUACACUCUUAGACAAAAGGCUAUAGCUGAUUUAAUGCACACGAAUGUUACUUGACACGUAACCGUACGUGCCAAUGUGUUUCAGUGAUAAUAUACAUAUAAACUUAUGAUAUUAUUUUAUGUAAAUAUUGCUGUGGACUCUUUAUAUAAAAUCCUAUUUAAAAUUCAACGGCAUGUUUCUAAACAAGCACGUAAUAUUACAACAUAUUGUAAAUUAUAACGAAAGAUACGUAUCUCGAAUAAAUCAUAUAAAAUUUGAUGAACGUUAA